Ictidomys tridecemlineatus (thirteen-lined ground squirrel) is the source of this 1493-nucleotide messenger RNA. Lineage: Eukaryota; Metazoa; Chordata; Mammalia; Rodentia; Sciuridae. The record is from RefSeq and is a predicted model, not a curated record.
CCCUAGCCCUUGGCCUCCUUCAUCUCUCCACCCGCAUGAUUCUUCCCCCAACAUCUCAUGAUCCGUUUUGUUCAGUUGUGAAUGCUGUGUCCUGUCCUGGUGACAGGAGAACAAUGUUGGUGAACGUCGCAGAGGGUGUCCUAGUAUUCCGUGCGCCCCUGGGAGCGGGUGGGAGCGGAAAUGCAAACCGUCAGCAGGCCUUGGUGAUAGCGCCCUAUCUGCUGCUGCAGCUCCAGCCCACGCCGCCUCGGGGGUUAUUUCUGUACAGGAGGCAGCACUGUGGUCUGUGCGGCGAGCGUGAGGUGGCUGGCUCUCUGGUCAACGCCUCCCGCUCCAGAGCAAGCUGGGCCACCAUCCUCUCGCCAUGGACUCCCGUGAGUUUGGGUCGUGUCUGCAGUUUCUUGGGUAGACCCAGUUUGGGAGACGUUUCGUUCGUUUAUCUGCAAUAGGGAGAGGGCUGGAUCCGACUUAGAGGGGGAUUCUGACCAGUGCCUAGGUCGGUUGGGGUGGAGAGGUGUGCGGCUGAGGCCACAGGCCUCGGGAUGGAGCCGGGCCCAGUGAUCCCGAUGUCCAGGGACGCCGCACAGGUGUCCCACUGGCCGACCAGCUCAUCGCAGCCUUUUCUUACAGGGCCACACGGGGCGCUGAGCCUACUGCUCCUACUGUUGGCGCCCCCGAGCCGCCCAGCCACGGGUUGCCCCGCGCCGUGUAGCUGCGCAGGGACGCUCGUGGACUGCGGGCGACGCGGGCUGACGUGGGCCUCACUGCCUGCCGCCUUCCCGCCUGACACCACGGAACUGGUGCUGAUGGGCAACAACUUGACGGCACUGCCACCGGGGCUGCUGGAUGUGCUACCAGCGCUGCGCGCGGUGUACCUAAGCGCCAACCCCUGGCACUGCGACUGCAGCCUGGUGCCGCUGCGCGCGUGGUUGGCGGGUCGCCCGGAGCGCGAGCCCUACCGCGACCUUCGCUGCGCCUCGCCCCCUGCACUGCGCGGCCGCCUGCUGCCCUACCUGACCGAGGACGAGAUGCGCGCCUCCUGCGAGCGGGGUCGGCUCUGCUGGGGGGCGCUGGUGGCUCAGCUAGCGCUGCUUGGCCUAGGGCUGCUACACGCGCUGCUGCUGGCGCUGCUAUUGUGCCGCCUGCGGAGACUAAGAGCCCAUGAUCGUAGACCGCUGAGCACCCCUCUGGUAGCCGAACCCGCUGGAGCUGGUGCGUCCUGAGAGAAGCGCAAAGCACGUAGGCCUGCAAACUCCACAGGACGCUGUCCAAGGAUCGCUCUCCCUAAUCAAGAUCCCCCUGGGUCUUCUCCCCUGUCUGAUAUCCCAAACCCACCGGGCGGGUCGGGUCAGAUCUAUGUGGGUUGGAAAUGUUGCCAAGACGAAGUUAGGAAACCCUGUGCCCUUCACACUUAGAAAGAUGAAGGAGCCUAGCUUCAACUAAAACACUGUGGAGUCUUCCCAAACUCCACGAUGAAUAAACCAUUUUCCUGA